This is a messenger RNA of Andrographis paniculata, 3053 nucleotides long. Its product is annotated as transcription factor EMB1444-like. Gene Ontology annotation, molecular function: protein dimerization activity; DNA-binding transcription factor activity. Lineage: Eukaryota; Viridiplantae; Streptophyta; Magnoliopsida; Lamiales; Acanthaceae. The transcript is spliced from 11 exons. The record is from RefSeq and is a predicted model, not a curated record. Gene Ontology annotation, biological process: regulation of DNA-templated transcription. Bases 827 to 2788 code for a protein of 653 amino acids.
UACAGGGAGGGGUAUAAUGGGGAUUUCAACAAUUGCGGCGAAAGUGGCAUGGAAUGGUAUCGAAUGGUGGGUGCGCUGUACAUAUGGUGAACUGUUGGAAGUCCCUUUGUAUAAAAAGACAGCCACUUUGGGUUUCCAAAAAAACUUGGAAUCGAACCGUUGUGGGGAACUUCGUACCUGUCUUUGAGGGCACUUUUCCUCUCCUCUUUCGAGCAACAAUUGUGAAUUGGUUAGGAAUUUCUUGGUUUGGUUUAUCUUGGCGCAAAUGGCAGAAAUAGUUGUUGUGUUCAUGUUCUUGUUACAGAGUUUAAUGGCGGAUCACAGUGAAAGUCUUGUUUAGUGUCUAAGAAGGAGGGGGUAGAUCAAAGAUGAAGUGCUCUGUGUCGUUUGAUGUGCGAUAACAAGGAUCCUUUUGUCAAUUUGGGUUCUUAUCGAAUCGAGCGUUUUUCUAGGGUUACAGUUUAUUAAAUAUGGAAAAUUAUUUGAACAGCUUGGAUGAGAGAAAAAAUAUGUUUGGGGGUUUCUGUGGGAAUUCUGUGAGCUGAUUGAUUCAAGAAAGUCUGUAUUGCGUUAGAGGUUUUAGUAGUGUGUGUGGAAUUGGGAGAUGGGGAAACAUGACAGAAUGUUGCUGCCGACGGUGGGACCUCCGAUAAAGAGACGGUUGAGAAGGAAACAGGCAGGAAGAGGAUCUUACAGAGGGAGUUAGGGAUUGUGGUUGUACGUUCCACGGCGAGGGGGUGGCGGAAGUAGGUGGAAUUUUGAAGUUAGAGAGUUGGGGGGUUUUGGGGGUUAGGGUUUGUUUAAGCUCAUUGGGAGAGGAGGAAAGAUGGGGGGCCAAUUGCAGCCAUUGUUGAGGAAUCUUUGUUUCGACUCUGGUUGGAACUAUGCUGUGUUUUGGAAGCUAAAGCAUCGGGCACGAAUGAUGCUGACUUGUGAAGAUGCCUAUUAUGUCGGCAAUGAAUCCACUGAUAGGAAGUGGUUCAAUUCCACUCCCAAUGAUCCUUUAGGAUUAGUUGUGGCGAAGAUGUCUUAUGAAGUGUACUCUCUCGGGGAAGGGAUUGUUGGACAGGUAGCGGUUUCUGGGAAACAUUCAUGGAUAUAUUCCGAUCAGACUGUUUCUGAAUCUUCCUCUUCAUCUGAGUAUUUUGGUCCGUUGCAAUCUCAGUUUUCAGUUGGCAUUAAGACCAUUGCAGUUAUGGCUGUUGUUCCACACGGCGUCGUACAGCUUGGAUCCCUGCAUAAAAUUGCCGAGGAUUUGAAGCUGGUCGAGCAUAUCAGAAAUGCAUUUUGCGAGUGGCUAGACUCGAGAAGUAAAACGGAGAGUUACUGUCUGUCGGACGAUUCUACGGUUCUUGAUUUGAAGAGUACGUCGCACGACGAAGAGGUAAAUUUGUGGUCUUUGUUGUAUUCGCCAUUACGAGACUCUACCGAGCAGGCGAGCGGAUUGUCGAACAAAGCUUCCAAAGCGAACGUCGCAACCGGGGCCGACAUUUCAUAUCCCUCGAGUUCUCGAAAUAUUCUCACUGGGCUGAUAGAGAUAGAGGCGACGGAAUCCCUUAACGACGGACAAUAUGGCGAACGGAAUGACUCGAAAGAUGUCGUAAAAGGAUCCAUGGGGAUGUCUAAGAGUGCUGGGAUCGGAAAAUCUAGUUUAUCGAAUUCCGAUAAAUCUCAAAUGGUUGAUGAUAUCGCGAUCCGGGAUCAAGAUCCCGAGCUGUCCGACCUGCGACGGUACAACGAAUUCGGAAACCUCGAACCGCCGAUCAAAUCUAGCUGUGUCGGGAUGCAGAUUUUGCCGUUCGGAUUCGGAUCCGGGUAUGAGCUGUACGAAGCAUUGGGGCCGUCGUUUCGGAAGCAGAUCGACUGCGUAUGGCAUCCCGGGAAAUCUGAUUCCGAUAUGGCUAUCGACAUUUCGGAGGGAAUUGGAAGUUGCAGUCUGAUGCCGGAGAGCUCCGACGCGCACCUUCUGGAUGCCGUCGUGGCUAAAGUUAGUGGCAAAGUGAACGAUGCCGCCGCGAGCGAGAAAUCGUGCCGCAAAACCCGAGGAUCUCUCCCUGCUACCGAAAAAACGAUCUGCAGUAGUAGUAGCAUAGCUACCGUUAGCUCGGCAGGAUAUUCGUUCGAAAAAGGCGCGUCGAGCAGCUUGAACUCCGCAACGACGUGCGGGGCCGAAUCUUUUAAAGGGUUUUCAUCGCCAAGCUCCAGUCGAGGAAGCGACUAUUUCGGGAGGCUCGUCAAGACUAAUAAAAAGAGAUCCCGACCCGGCGAGAGCUCUCGACCGAGGCCUCGGGACAGGCAAUUGAUCCAAGAUCGAAUUAAGGAGUUACGGGAGCUUAUUCCGAGUGGAUCCAAGUGCAGCAUCGAUUCCCUUCUCGAGCAAACGAUCAAGCACAUGCUGUUCUUGCAAAGUGUCACAAACCACGCCGAGAAGUUAAGCAAAUCCUCGGCUUCUAAGGACGCAGGUGCACGGCGAUUUUCCUGUACCGAGCAGGGUUCGAGCUGGGCGAUGGAGAUGGGAAACAAUGGCCAGAAAUUCUUCCCGAUCAUCGUCGAAAAUAUGAACAUGACCGGGCAGAUGCUCGUCGAGAUGCUGUGCGACGAGUGCAGCCAGUUUCUUGAAAUCGCGGACGCGAUUCGGAGCUUGGGUCUAACGAUUUUGAAAGGCGCCUCCGAAGCCUACGGGAGUCGGACGUGGUUGUGCUUCGUCGUCGAGAAUAACCGGAGCAUGCAUCGGAUGGACAUAUUAUGGUCGCUAAUGCAGCUUCUGCAACCGAAUAUCCCGAGAUGAUCGAUCGAUGAACCGGCCCGGUUCGGUUCGGUCCGGUCCGGUUUUUAAUUUGUAAGAGAUUUGUGUGCUAUUGUUUUUCUUUCUUACAGCUAUUUUUUGGUACGAAUGUUUUGGCGUGAUCUUGACUUGUUUGUAUUUUUGGUUUAUGAUUUUUAUUAUUUAUUUAUUUAUGAAUUUCCAAGUAAAAAAAAAAAAAAAAAAACAGGACUGGGAAUUAUUUGUGUGUCAUUUAUUUAUUUAUUUUGGGUGAAUUUAUUUAUUUGAU